This is a messenger RNA of Ctenocephalides felis (cat flea), 795 nucleotides long. RefSeq names its product zinc finger protein 287-like. The transcript has a single exon. Lineage: Eukaryota; Metazoa; Arthropoda; Insecta; Siphonaptera; Pulicidae. Gene Ontology annotation, biological process: regulation of transcription by RNA polymerase II. The coding region runs from base 1 to 795 and encodes 264 amino acids. Gene Ontology annotation, molecular function: DNA-binding transcription factor activity; RNA polymerase II cis-regulatory region sequence-specific DNA binding. The record is from RefSeq and is a predicted model, not a curated record.
AUGUCUGAAGAAACAAUUAUGAAUGAUCCGAAAAUUAAAAUUGAGCCACUAGAACUUUCAGUAGAAGACAUAAAACUUGAAAAUGAAUGUAAUGGAAAUCUUGAAGGUAUUGUUAAGUCUGAAUCAUGUUUAGAAGAUGAUGAAACUUGUCUGGAAAGAUUUAUGAAUUCCGAAGUAACUAUUGAAGAAGAAGUCAAACAGGAGGUAAUUGAGACACCCGGUUGUGAAUAUGACAUUAGUAAUGGAUCAUUUUCAGAAUCUAAUUAUUUGAACGAGCACAUGGUUGAUGAUGAUCAGAAAAUUAAAAUUGAGCCACUAGAACUUUCAAUGGAAGACAUAAAACUUGAUAGUGAAUGUGAUUUUGAAGGUAUUGUUAAGUCUGAAUCAUGUUUAGAAGAUAAUGAAACUUGUCUGGAAAGAUUUAUGAAUUCUGAAAUAACUAUUGAAGAAGAAAUCAAACAAGAGGUAAUUGAGACACCCAGUUGUGAAUAUGACAUUAGUAAUAGAUCAUUUACAGAAUCUAAUUAUUUGAAAGAGCACAUGGUUGACCAAAUACCUAGAAAUGGCAAAAAUGGCAACCAUAAAUGCAAUGUAUGCGAUAAGACAUUUAAAUAUUCAUCAAAAUUGCAACAGCACAUGAUUACUCAUAGCACAGAACGCACUAUCGAAUGCAAAAUCUGUCAUAAGAAGUUGAAAGAUAAAAGCACUUUGAAAAGACAUAUGCUUAUUCAUACAGAAAACACCCUUUCAAAUGCAAAAUAUGCAAUAAGACAUUCACACGAAAAGAUAAUAUGA